Molecule: messenger RNA, 3369 nt
Organism: Achroia grisella
Lineage: Eukaryota; Metazoa; Arthropoda; Insecta; Lepidoptera; Pyralidae
Exons: 2
Coding region: 1-3369 (1122 amino acids)
Source: RefSeq, a predicted model, not a curated record
AUGUCACGUAAAGAUAAAGAUGCGCCUACCUUUUCACCUAGUCGUCAACUUAUUAUGUUAGAAGCUAAACGUAAUGCUUUAUUUCAACGAAUACAAAGUAUUUACGAUAAGUCGAAGUCGGCUACGGAAUCGGAAGAAAAAAGACGUAUGUUUCUUAGUUCAUGUAUAACCAUCGAUGACGUUCGUAAUAAGUUUCAAGAUGUACUUGAUGAAUAUAAUAGUAGGAUGCUUGAUGAGAAUCCUUCUGCCGUACCUAAUUUUCAUGUAUAUGACUCAUUUGAAGAUUUGUUUUGUUCAAUUAAACAGACAUUUUCUGAUCUUUCUUCUGCGCCCACGGGUGGGAAUUCGUGUGGGAUAGAUGCACCUGUAUCUAGGCCCAGGCUCCCCCCCCUGGAAUUAGUCUCCUUCAGCGGCAAUUAUCAAGAUUGGAAUUUAUUUUACGCUAGUUACAAAUCUACUGUCCAUGACAACUCCUCACUUACAAACUCAGAAAAACUGUAUUAUUUACUGGGUAAGUUAUCACCCAAAGUACAAUCGGUAUUUGCAGGUAUUACACCCUGCGCCGAAAACUAUGAAAUUAUAUUUAAGUCUCUGCUUGAUAAGUAUCAAGAUAUUCACGUUCUCGGUUCUAAUUACUUAGACCAGAUUUUAAAUCUUAAAUUAGGCAAAAUGCCUUCCGCCGCAAGUUUUCAAUUAUUUAUAGAUAAGUAUGUCACCGCCGCUAUGUCAUUAAAGGGCUUAGGUAUAAAACAAUUAUCUGAUUUCAUUUUAUUAUAUAUUGCAAAACGUAAAUUCGAUUCAGAAACAUUACGCGCGUUCGAAUUACACUCUUCUAUAACAAAAUCACGUGAUUUUGACGGAUUUAUUAAUUUUAUAAAAACGCAAUGCCGCAUAUAUGAAAAUACACAACCCGCGCCCGCCACCAGUACAGAGUCAAAUAAAUACCGCCCGCCUACUAAUAAAUACCGCCCGCCUGCUAAGUACCCGGACCCGCAGUCUUAUGUUUCAAGUGUAACACCUAUAAAAUGUUCACUUUGCAAUAGUAAUAUGCAUGAUCAUUUUUAUAAAUGUAGUGCAUUCGAAAAAUUGUCACCUCUCGAUCGUUAUAAACAUAUUAAAGCUAACAAUUCAUGCGUAAAUUGUUUAAGUACCAAGCAUAAGUCCGGUGUUUGUACAUCAAAAUCUUCGUGUCGUGCAUGUCAAAAGCGCCAUCAUUCUUUGCUACAUUUUGUUACGGAUCGGGGCUCGCUGCCCGCGCGCGAUGCGCCCGCGCCCCGUAGUAGCAUGGCCUCACCCCCGCUCCCGUCACACAGUGGCGAGGCCGUGGCCAAGCAGAGUGGCCUGUCACUUUGCGCGCUCAGUAACAAAACUGUGCUACUAGCAACUGCACGCGUUAUUGUGUAUGACGCAUUAGGUAAACAACACUUAGUUCGAUGUUUAUUGGACAGUGCGUCCCAAAGUAAUUUUAUUACUGAUGAAUGUUGUGACCGCUUAGGUUUAUUAAAUGAAUUAAAAUAUUCAUCUACGAUGGUAAAGGGUAUUGGUGGCUCACAAAAAAACGUUAAGGUUUCAGUAGAAUUUAAUAUAUUUUCUCGUUUUAAUUUUAAUGUUCACUUUAAUAUUUCCGCGCUUGUUGUUGACCGUAUUACGGACAGUUUGCCUUCCGUUCCUGUCAAUACCGCCGCAUUUUCACACAUUAAAAACCUACCGCUGGCAGACGGCGAGUUUGCCAUUCCUAGUAAUAUAGACGUACUUAUAGGUAGUUCUAUAUUCCCGCACUUGCUAUUGCCGGGUAUUGUGCAUAGCAAGCAUCGUAAUAUUCCGCCUGCGAUACAAACCGUAUUAGGGUUUGUAAUCAUGGGUUCCGUACCCACUUUUAAUUCCGCAUCGCCUAAUUCCGCAUUAUUAAAUACCGCAUAUACAACGUCAUGUUGUUCCGUGAUUCAUGAUCGUAUGGACACUCUCUUCCAAAGUUUUUGGGAAUUGGAGGAGAUAACCGCGCCGCCCGCUCAGAGUGCCGAUGAUCUCGAGUGUGAACAUUAUUUUCGCGCCACCACUACUCGUGAUGAUAGUGGUAGAUAUAUCGUAUCCCUGCCGUUUCGAGAGGACGUGUUCUCCUUAGGUGACUCUUUCGCUGCCGCACAUAGACGUUACUUAUGUCUAGAACGUAAGUUGGAAGCGUCACCUCAUUUUCGUUUUUCUUAUAACGAAGUAAUUCGCGCAUAUAUUGAUAAGGGCUAUUUAAGUCCAGUUAAAUCGCAUCAAGACAAUUCACUUAUACCCUCGUACUACAUUCCACAUCACGGAGUGCUACGAGAGGAUAAGGUCACCACUAAAUUGCGCGUGGUUUUAGAUGCCAGUUGUAAAACGACAUCUGGUCGUUCGUUAAAUGAUAUAUUGCAUAGUGGUACCAACCUACAGGUGGACGAGCAGCUCCCGCGACGUGCUUGCUCACAUCCCGGAUACACACAAACCCUCAGUGACAAAUCAUUCGAUAAUUCCACCCCGCACAAGAUCUUAGGUCUAUUUUGGGAUAACUCUAAUGAUUCUUUUAAGUUCAAGGUAAUCACGCCAGACGCUAUAUGUACUAAGCGCGCUAUUCUCUCCGCUGUUGCCCGUUUAUGGGACAUUUUAGGUUUCGUGGCUCCCGCUAUUUUGUACGCCAAGCUCCUUAUUAAGGAACUCUGGUUGUUGAAAUGUGAUUGGGAUGCUCAACCCCCGCAUCAUAUCAUCGCAGCCUGGAGACAGUUCUGUUUAGAACUGCCCUCGCUUAAUAGGCUUCGCAUACCGCGACACCUAGGUGUGGUUGAGGAUUGUCAAUUGAAUAUUUUAGGAUUUGCUGACGCUAGUGAACGUGCUUAUGGCGGUGUAGUCUACCUACACAUUCAGGUUGAUAAUAAAUAUUUUGUUCAAUUAUUAUGCGCCAAGUCAAAGGUCUCGCCUGUAAAAAUUGUAUCCAUCGCGAGAUUAGAAUUGUGCGCAGCCGUAUUACUCGCAAAACUACUUCGUAAGGUUGUUGAUACUAUCGCACCACGGUAUCCUGUGAAUAAUAUAUACGCCUUUAGUGAUUCAAAGGUGGCUCUUUGUUGGAUCCACUCUUCUCCGCACCGCUGGCAAACUUUCGUUGCCAAUCGGGUAGUACAAAUUAUCGAUAACGUCCCGGCAGACUGUUUCUAUCACGUUGCUGGUUCCGAUAAUCCUGCAGACUGCCUGUCUCGUGGACUCACACCAGACAAGCUAGUAAACCAUCCGCUAUGGUACACCGGACCUUCAUGGGUAUUAAGUAACCGGCCGAGUGGCCACUUGCUGUUAAUCACGACUUAUCGAAUGAAGACAUUCCCGAACAACGGACUGUUAUACACACAUUAA